CAUGCGCAUUCUUCUCCGGCCCUGUCCCCUCGCAGCCCAUGUCUUCGCGUCACCUCUCGAGCUAUAAAAACUCCAGUCUUGUGCGUGUGCAGCUAACUGAAAGCGCCGUCUCCACAAGUCAGAGCUCGAUCAUACUCAUAAGCUAGCAGCUAGCUAGUCAAGUCAGGGCUAUAAUUCCGACGGACGGCGAUGGCCGGCGCGGGAGUGACGACGACGGGGUCGCCAUGCGGGGCGUGCAAGUUCCUGCGGCGCAGGUGCGCGGCGGAGUGCGUGUUCGCGCCCUACUUCUGCGCGGAGGACGGCGCGUCGCAGUUCGCGGCCAUCCACAAGGUGUUCGGCGCCAGCAACGCGGCCAAGCUGCUGCAGCAGGUGGCCCCCGGGGACCGGAGCGAGGCGGCCGCCACGGUGACCUACGAGGCGCAGGCCCGGCUGCGCGAUCCCGUCUACGGCUGCGUCGCCCACAUCUUCGCGCUGCAGCAGCAGGUGGCGGCGCUGCAGGCGCAGGUGGCGCACGCCAGGACGCAGGCGCAGCUGGGGGCGGCGGCGACGGCCAUGCACCCGCUGCUGCAGCAGCAGGCGUGGCAGCAGGCGGCCGCCGCGGAGCACGACCACCACUCCAUCACGUCCACGCAGAGCAGCUCCGGCUGCUACAGCGGCGCCCACCAGCGCUCCGACGGGUCAUCGCUGCACGGCGCCGAGAUGUACGCAUGCGGCUACGGCGAGCAGGAGGAAGGCAGCUACUAACCCCGAGCCCGGCCGGAUGGUUCGCUGGUUCCCCGUUCGGUCCCCUCAGAAAGCUGAGAGAUCAGAGCCUUUUGCAACGCGCGUUUGCUCGAGCUGGUUCAUCUCUUGCCGGACUCUCGGCUGUAAAGGGAUCCAUCCAUCUUGUCUUGUUUGGGACUAAGAGUUAAAGACGAACCCAUGCAUGAUUUCCAA
Hordeum vulgare subsp. vulgare (domesticated barley) is the source of this 936-nucleotide messenger RNA. Its product is annotated as LOB domain-containing protein CRL1-like. Lineage: Eukaryota; Viridiplantae; Streptophyta; Magnoliopsida; Poales; Poaceae. The record is from RefSeq and is a predicted model, not a curated record. Gene Ontology annotation, biological process: hormone-mediated signaling pathway; positive regulation of DNA-templated transcription. The transcript has a single exon. Gene Ontology annotation, cellular component: nucleus. Bases 190 to 744 code for a protein of 184 amino acids.